Molecule: messenger RNA, 3369 nt
Organism: Cavenderia fasciculata
Lineage: Eukaryota; Evosea; Eumycetozoa; Acytosteliales; Cavenderiaceae
Exons: 12
Coding region: 1-3369 (1122 amino acids)
Biological process (GO): protein sumoylation
Cellular component (GO): SUMO activating enzyme complex; cytoplasm
Molecular function (GO): SUMO activating enzyme activity
Source: RefSeq, a predicted model, not a curated record
AUGAAUGUUCACCUUUGUAUCUCUAGAGUGUUAUCAAGUAAUAAGAUAAUAAUAACAAUACGUCAUCAUCAUCAGAAGAAGUCUAGGGAGAUGGAUACAGAAGAGAUCAGAUUAUCAAAUAGUACUUCUACGACAACUGUGUCUGAAGAUGUAACAACAUUUAGAGAUUAUACAUUGGAUGAUAGUUUGUAUAGUAGACAAAGAUAUGUACUUGGUGAUUAUGCCAUGAACAAGUUGACCAAGGGAGGAAAUGUGUUUCUGAGUGGAUUGGGAGGUGUAGGUGUAGAGAUUGCAAAGAAUCUAGUGUUGGCUGGUAUCAAGUCACUCACUCUUCACGAUACUAUCAAUGCCUCUCCAUACGAUCUAUCAACUCAAUUCUAUAUCAACCCAUCAAACACCAAGGUUGAUGCUGGUGCAAACAGAGCAACACUAUCAAUCGAAAAGAUAUCCGAACUCAAUCCAUACGUUAAAGUAUCUCAAUCAACACUAUUAUUCCAAGAUAUUAUAACCAAUUUAGAUUAUUUAUUACAAUUUAAAUGUAUCAUUUUAACAGAAUGUCCAUUAGAAUAUCAAAUUAAAAUCAAUGAAUAUUGUAGACAACAUUCUAUUUAUUUCUUGGUAUGUGAUAGUUUUGGUCUUUUUGGUUGGGUAUUUAAUGAUUUUGGUCAAGAUUUCUUGGUACACGAUAAGAAUGGUGAAGAUAUAAAGGAAACAUUCAUCUCGAGUAUCUCGAUUGACAAGGAGGCUAUUGUCACUUGUAUGGAGAAUCAAAUGCAUAAUUUAGAGUCUGGUGACUUGGUACUAUUCCGUGAGGUUAAAGGAAUGACUGAAAUCAAUGGUACCAAACAUAAAGUCAAUGUAAUCAAUCCAUACAGUUUUUCAAUUGGUGAUACUUCAACAUUCUCUCAUUAUCAAUCAGGUGGAAUCAUAUCUGAUAUUAAAACUCCAAUUACUAUUAAUUUUAAAUCAUUAAAAGAAUCAAUUGAAACACCAGAUAUAUUAGAUUUUGACUUUAUGAAAAAUAAUUAUCAACUUCAUCUUGCAAGACAAACCAUACAAACUUGGUUUGAAGCUCAUUCAUCUACUUUACCAAAAGCUUGGAAUCAACAAGAUGCAAAUGAUUUUAUUCAACUUGCAAUUAAUAUAAAUGAAAAGUUAAAGACUGUUGAAGAAAUUGAUAAAACAUUAUUUGAAAAGAUUGCAUUUACAUGUUUGGGAAAGAUUUGUCCAUUGACAUCAGUAUUGGGUGCUUUUACAGCUCAAGAAGCAUUAAAGAGUAUUACAGGCAAAUUUACUCCACUCAAACAAUGGCUCUAUGUCGAUUGUUAUGAAUUAUUCCCAAAACAAGAAGAAAAGGUUGCAAUGAUCAAUCAUUACUCUAUCCCAAACACUUCUAUCAAAAUAACAACAAAUCUCCUUUCAGAUAGAUCAUUGGCACAACACAUUUGUCUUGGUCAAGAAACAUGUGAAAAGUUGGAAAAUACAAAAUUGUUUAUGAUUGGAUCAGGUGCAAUUGGUUGUGAAAUGUUAAAAAACUAUGCACUUCUUGGAGUUGCAUGUGGUUCAAAUGGUAGAAUUACAAUCACUGAUAAUGAUUUAAUUGAAAAAUCAAAUUUAAAUCGUCAAUUCUUAUUUAGAAAUACUGAUAUUAAUAAUCCAAAAUCAAAAGUAGCAAGUUUAUCAGUUACUAAAAUGAAUGAAAAGAUUAAUAUUGAUGCCCAUCAAAACAAGGUUGAGAUGGCAUCUGAAAAUAUUUAUAAUUCAGAGUUUCUUGAUCAACAAGAUGUUGUUGUUAGUGCACUCGACAAUGUUGAAGCACGUCUCUAUGUGGAUACGAGAUGUGUUCAACAUUCACUACCACUUCUCGAAUCUGGAACUCUUGGCACCAAGGGACACACACAAGUUAUCUUGCCAGCCAAAACAGAGUCUUAUGCCUCUCAAAAGGAUCCAGUCGAAAAACAAACCCCAUUCUGUACAUUAAAAUCAUUCCCAAACAAUCUUAGUCAUUGUAUUCAAUGGUCAAGAGAUAAAUUUGAAAAAUUAUUUUCAAUCAAUAUUCAAGAAUUGGAUAAAUUUAUAAAUGAUUCAGAUUAUUUAAAUAAAUUAUUAAAUAGUCAAGCAAAUAAUAAGAUUGCAAUUUGUAAAUCAUUAUCAAAAUUGAUUCAAAUCUAUCCAACUUCAUUCAAAGAUUGUGUGGUUUAUUCAAGAUUAAAAUUUGAAAAAUUAUUUAAUCAUAAUGCUCUUCAAUUAUUACAUAGUUAUCCAAUGGAUUUAAAAACAAAAGAAGGAACACCAUUUUGGACAUUACCAAAAAGACCACCUGUAGCAGUUCAAUUUGAUAGAAAUGAUGAUACUCAUAUUAAUUUUAUCAAGGAAACUACUGCUUUAUGGGCAAAUAUUUUUAAUAUUACUAUUCCUUCAAAUCCAUCAAAGGAAUUAAUUGGUAAAAUUUGUUUAACUGUAAAAGUACCAAAAUUUGAAGCAAAAAAGAAAGCAAUUGUUUCAGAUGAAAAGGCAGCUGCUCCCAUUGAAUCAUUUUCAUAUGAACAAUUUAUUGAAUUGACCAAAAAGCUUGCCAAACAAUUGGAAGAGUUGAAAAAGGAUAAACUCCAAGAUAUGAUGACUGACACGUCAUCUCCAACUCUUGUAUCAUUGUAUCCACAAAGCUUUGAAAAGGAUGAUGAUAGUAAUCAUCAUAUUGAUUUUAUAACAGCUACGUCUAAUCUUAGAGCUAGAAUCUAUAGUAUAGAAGAAGGUGAUCGAUUCAAGGUUAAAUUGGUGGCUGGAAAGAUCAUUCCGGCUAUCGCCACCACUACAAGUGUUGUUAGUGGAUUGGUAGCCAUCGAACUUGUAAAAAUCAUCAGAGGCGACCUUCCCUUGGACCAAUUCAAAUGCACCUAUUUGAAUCUCUCACUUCCCAUCUUUUCAGUCACCGAACCUGGACCUGCUCCAACUGUUAAACUCACCCCAUCAAUCUCUUAUAAUCUUUGGGAUCGUUGGGCAAUUAAAGAUAAUCCAAAUAUUACUGUUCAAGAUUUAAUUCAAUUAAUUAAUGAUAAAUAUGGAUUGAUGAUUUCAGGAAUCUAUCAAAAUUCAUUAUUGGUAUUUAUGUCUGCUUUACCAUUCCAUAAAACACGUUUGUCUAUGAAACUAAGAGACCUCUUGACCGAUCUUGACAAUCAAAAGUUUAUUGAUUUGUAUGUCUUGUUCAAGAAUGAAAAUAAUAUCCCUCAAGAUACCACUACUAGUAUCUCACCAGACAAUGUUAAUAAUAAUGUUGUUAAACCAAGAAAAUUAUUUUAUCAUAACCAAACAACGACAUUUUUACAAAAAAGAUGUGAAAAGAUAGAUAGAGAUGUUCAACAUUAA